UGUCCGGCUGCCUUGUGACGCAAUCACGCUGCGCCUCAAACUAGUCGCGAAGAAGAACUGACCGUGCGGCUACAUUUAGCGCACUCACCCGAUAGAUAGUUAGGGGGGCUUUAAAUACACCCCAAGAAAUGUGCGCCUAGGUGUUGGCGCCGAAUUAUUCAUGCCCACGGAGCUGACCUAAAUCUACAAAAGGUGAUACUGAACCAUACGUCUCGCCAAAUUUUAGGUAAGGUUUUCGGAUGAAACUAAAGUAGCUAACCGUGGAGGGCUAACAGGUAUAGCACAUUAGCUGUUUUUGUUCUUUUGUUUGGCUACUUUUUCGAACUUGACUCGAUUUUUAUAGCCGUGUAUCCAUUUCGAACCGCCUUAGUUUGAAUUAUCUACAUAAUAUGUUGUCAUUGUAAGUGUUUUUCUAAUUGACAGAAUUCGUUGCGUUUUGUGCGACUGGCUUGUUGAUUAUCUCCCAUUAGCUCGCGGCUGUACAACUAUGAACAAUAGCGUCCAUGUGAUGGAUUACGGUAUUAAUCGCGGGUUGUUUAUUUAGUUGUGGUUCAAUCUGGAAAUUCCCGUGUGGUGGGAGGACCCUGAGAAUGUUUAAAGGGAUCGUUGCGGCUUCGUGGUAAAAAAAAAAAAAAUGCCGGUUCCCCCAAAAAGCCCCAAGACGUGAGGAAAGUCAGCCUGGAAGACGCGCAGCCGCGUUUCCAUGUAACUAAAUAGCGACGUUGCGACAUGUUACUCCAUCCUUUUAGUAAACACUGCCAGGCUCCGCGUGUUUAUGGAACACACGUGUAUGUAUGUGCAAUAUGUUGACAGAGUGUCUUAUUGAAAUCAUAUGACAUGCCAUUGCAGAAGUAUUGGGUAACGACAGAAAUAUGGACGUUGUUUGCUUUGCGACCCUAGGAGAUGUAUUGAAAUUAUUAUCUUUUUUUAAAUCGCAGUCAUGUAUUAAAAUAGUGUCUGAAAUAUUUUGAAGUAUUGAUUUUCUUUUUACUGAAAACAAUUUGUUUGAUUUAAAUGUUUUUCUUUCAAAUCCAAAAUCUAAGUUAUUUUCAGUUUUUCUUUUUUUAAUAAAAAAAAAAAUCAUAGACAUCAAUCCGUUUGAACACGGGAUGACUGGCAUUAAUUUAAUUAAUUAAUUAAUUUAAUAGGGACAGUGGACAUUGAUGAAGAUCUGAAAGAUGUAAAUAUGCCAGAUUGUAGCAAAAAAAAAAAAAAAAGCUAAUUUACAUCCUCUGUCUCUAGGCAGUUAACACAAAGAUACAAAAAGACAAAGAACAAAAGAUUACAAUAAAACAGUACAGUACAAUAGAUUACUAAGAAUUUAAAGGGUAUGUCAACCCCUGGGGAAAUGUUAAUAUUCCAUCAUUUAUCCAUAAACGCAUGCCUUUUGUAUUCAUAUCAUGCCACUUCGUGUAAUUACACACAAGAAAAUGAGAGAACUUUGGAUCGAUUGUCAAGCUACAACGACCGGCGCCCGAGAUCUGGCAGAUUGUGUGCGUGACAUCAUUACAAGUGAAGAGAGUGCCACCGGCCACUAGGGGGGCAGCGCCUGUCUGCAUCAAUAUAAUUCCUUCUAGUGAGGGGAGAAUUAGGGGUGUUUUGAGCUGUUUAUGCUGUUGCAUUGUGUUCGUCCUGCACAUAUUCCAGGUUCCCUCAUGAAGAAACACCCAUCGUUGUCGAUAAAAGAGAAUUCAGAAUUGACAGUGAGGGGUGUUUCUUCAACAAGAAAAAGGCUCAGUGCUUUAAUACUGAAUGGCAGUGAUGAUGGCAGACAAUUUUGUUUCUAGUUUCAGCGACGAAUCCGACGUAGAAGGACGUAACGAAUGUUCAUCUAAUGGUGACGAGGAUAGUUACGAAGCUUUAAUUGGUGUUUUAGGUUACCAAUUUGAGCCCAAACGAACGUCAGUUCAGCGUAAUGAAACGGUCAUUGAGGGGAGCAAUGACACUGAUGAAACAUCGGCGGCAGAUCGUGUGGGAAACACCGAAUGAUUUAUUUUGCAUUUCUUUUUGUGAAGCUGAUACACCGUGACCGCAAAAUAAUGUAUAGAAUAAUUAUCAUUUAUUGCGCUAUCAUAGCUUUUCGCUAUGCCAACAGACACAAAUAUGAAUGGGAUCAGAGGAUUUGUUCUAUAUAUUUUACGAGCGAUAAUUUAUACAUGUGUCCAGUCCUGUAUCCAAUGCGUGAUAUUUUUUUAUUAUAAAAUAGUACUCACUCUGGCCAUUUCGAGCUUGGCUGCUCCCCUCCUUUGCUUAGCCUUAGCCUCCUUUGCCAGUCAUCGUCCUCUUUCUUGAUAUCUCGGGACAUUUAGGUGGCUGCGUGUGUAUGGUGGGCAGCGCAUCUGCUUUGAGCAGCAAUCUUUUAUCAAAACCCGAUUUCACUUGUCCAUAGUUCGAGAAGCUUUCAGGUGGAAAAUGCGCACCACAGAAAACUGCUGGAGGCUCCGCUGGGUCUAGAAAAUUAGCCCUCUUUGCACGGACGAACUUUACCCAUUGUCUGCAUAGUCCAGCUUUUUUUUUUCGCGUUCGGGAACUCAUGGAUACUAUAUUCCGAUAAAUAGCUAUUUGUACACCACAUAGCACAGCAGUUUUAAACCAUUUUAGUGAUGUUUUGGUCAAACAAACCCGAACGCUACUCUCUCGUCGAUAAAAAACAAUGGCACCUGGCUCCGCCUCAACUUUCAUUCACUUGUAGUGACGUCCCCGCCCCAUUCGGCUGUUUCCGGAACACUUUCGGAAAUGUUCGUCAUUUUCGAUCUAUUUUCGAUAAUUGCUCAUUAAUGUGAUUGAUUUUUUUGUUAACUUUAUCAAUAUUUGUUAUCUUGGCACAUAACGGUUCUAUUGAUGUCUCACACCCCCUUUGCGUUUUCUUACCCUUUAAAAGUCAGUGAUUGCAGGACUUUUUUUUUUUUUUUUUUUUUUUUUUUUUUAAAGUGCGACAUGGGAGGUGGGGCGAGUCCAUGUAACACCUUGUACAUUAGACAAGCUGUUUUAAAAAUGAUUUUAAAUUCUCAAGGCUCAAGAUAUAGUACUUUUUUUUUUUAAUGUUACAAAUGUCGAAUGACAUAGGUUUUCUGGCAAAGACCUUUAACGAUUAAAUGAUCGUUUCAGUGUAACUGCUGGCAAUAGACGUCAGUGGCAGCCAAUGAUUAAACCAAAUUCAAAAUUUGUCAAAUCUAAGAAGUUCUUUAUGAAACUGAAAACUUUUACAAGCUUUCUGUUUUUGAACUUUCAUCUGUUUGGUUUUUUUAACGGCAGAAUUCUCAGUUUUUAUGUUAUUUUUUUCCCCCAUUUUCCAUCUUUCCCUUAGCAAUUAUGGGAAUUUUUUUUCUCCAAGACAUCUAUUUUUGAAAUAUUUAAUAAAUUAUCAUGUAAUCCAGAGAGGAUGUUAACGCUUUCAGAGACGGUGGACAUUUAUUCUAGGGCUGCAGCUAUCGAAUACUUUAGUAAUAGAGUAUUCUAGAGCUGUCCCGACUAGUCGACAUAGUCGACGUCAUCGAUGACGUAAAUCCGUCGACGAGCACAACAUCCCGUCGACGGUUAAUGAAGGGUUAAAAAAAUAUAUGCGCGGAAAGUUCAGAAUGUCGGAUGCCCUGUAUGCAAGCGGGGAAAGCGGCACAAAGCUAAAAAAGCGCACCAGAGUGUCCAAAACAUUGACUUAUUUCAAAGAAAUAAAAGAGGGUACACUCUUGUGUCCUGUCUCUUCACUGCCAAGCUUGGCUGCACGUCGGCCGUGAAUAAACACCUCAAGCGCCGUCACCGUUUGUAAAAAAUUUUUUUUGCAUUUUUUGUACACCAGAGGGUGCUGUCGCUUUACUAAAUAAUAAUGUUUCAUUGACAAUGGGCCUAUGCGUGCUAUUAGUAUUGCUAACUGAAAGGUUUAUUUCAUGUUAUUGUUUAUUUUAUGGUAUAGAAAAUUAUAUAACGUUAAAAGGUCAUAAAUAUAUACAGUAUAUACAGCGAUUGCACUCAAGGAAGAGAUUGUCAAUGAUAAGGUAAUAAAUUAAGGUAAAGGCAAUUCAUAUAGGCAAUUCAUUGAUAUAUAAAUAAGGUUUAAAAGGAAAAAGGUGAAAAGUUUUCGUUAAUUUCUAAUUGUGUUGUUUUAUUUGUGUGCACCGUAGCUCUUACAGUGUGAUUACAUAAGGAUGGAAUAAAAGUUGUAAACCAUCAGUUUAAGAGACCAUCUUUUCAAUCGGGAUGCUACACUAGUUAAUUCUAUCAGCAUUUGAAGUCAUUGUUUAUUUGUGAUUUAUUAUUGUUAUUUACGUGUUUAUUUGUACUUUAGUAAAUAAUUUAAGUGUUCCAAUAUGUUUUUUGUGAAUUGAUAAGCGUCAACCAAAAUUUCAUUGCUAAAUUAGUAAACAAAAAUAAAAAAAAAAAACAUUUUUUAAAAAUUAUUAGAUUAGUCGACUAAUCGUAAAAAUAGUCGGCUGACUAAUCGGGAGAAAAUUAGUCGUUUGGGACAGCCCUAGAGUAUUCUACUGAAAAUUUCAAUGAUUAAUCAAGUAAUCGGAUAAAACAUUUUUGGGGGGUAAAGAGCAAUUAUAAAUACGCUUGAGAAUACAAGACAUUUCACCUAAUAUUGGACCAAUUUUAGGACAAUCAAUGUCUUUGUUUUAGAUGUACAUUGUUGAAAACGGCCAACAAUUUCAUCUCAGAUGUGACUACAAAAAAAACGACAACAAAUUCACGGCUUUCACUCAAAAAAACUUAUGAUCUUAUUAAAAGAAAAUCUUAUUUCUUACUUUAAAAUGUCAUUAAGCUUGAUAACUCACCUCACUAAAAAGUUGGGUGCUUUCCCAGGUGUUUCAAUUCAAUUUCCAUGUGUGCCAAGCUAUUUUUAAGUUCUAGUUAAGGUUUAAGUGAGACCAAAUUGUAAAUCCUGAUAGGAUGUGGAGUUUUUGCGGUGUUCAAAAUAAAUGUAUGAUACUUGCUGUAGUGGAGCACAUUAGGCACCAGUGGUGUUUUAUCCAUCAAUGCCUAAUGAGCUAAAAUUGACAGUUAGAUUGAUUAUGUUUUUAUUUUACACCCUCAUCACUCUACAGCGCUGUUUUUACAGAUUAAAUAAAGCCUGUAUGAAAGAUGCUUUAGCCACGCAUCGACAGUAGUCAUAAUUUAAUAGAAACCUAGCCUUCCACAUGGCUAACGUUACGUUAGCAAGGUACAGUAACGUUAAUCUUAUUCAUUAGUGCUACGUUAACUUAAGUUGUCCUGAGUAUCACUCCUCCGCUCUCGGAGUAAACGGGUUGCCUUCGGUGGAGCUGUAGAAUGCUGUAGUGUUAUGCAAGCGCCGUCUUACAAUGAAUACAUGAAACAGUGUUCGCCUUGGUGUCCAACUCGAAAUGCUUCCACACUUUUGGCAUUUUCUGCUUAUGCUUGGUGCCUUUCUCUUCGCUUUUGUCGGCUUUUUCGUCAUUGCAUCUAUAUUCAUGCAUGGUUGAAAUCAAAUGCACCCGCCACCUCUGCCUUCCUCCUGUACGCACGUGACGUCAGGGCGUUGUGCAGCAUUAAAAGUAGUCCGGGCAAAACGUCAUGCUUAGAGCUGGCUAAAUUAAACGAUUCCUCAAGGCGGAGAAAAUUCCUCGAUGAAUUUUUAAAAUCGAGUUAUUUGAAUUAUUCGAGUAAUCAUUUCAGCUCUAAUCUAUUCAAAAGUUAACGUUAGCCUGACUCAUUCCAUGGCAGCCCAUGUGAAUGUUAGAUACGAAUGAGGUUAUUUUGUGCAUUCCAUGGUUGUUUCAGGGAAUAUGGAGGGUCUGCACCCGCACUGCCUUAAAUGCAUCAACCGAAGGUGCAUGGUGCGGCCGGAGGCAGGCCGAUCCUGUGACCUAAUGGGCUGUCCACAUGUCUGUGGGGCUGUCUUCCAUGCGUGCAAGCUGUCCGAGCACCGCCUGCUUUGUCCGUACGAGCGCUUGCCGUGCCUCAACAGCGGCUUUGGCUGCCCCUUUACCGUGGCACGGGCCAAGAUGGCGCAGCACCUGGAGACUUGCCCCGCCAGCAUCGUUUGCUGCACCAUGGAAUGGAACCGCUGGCCCGUCAGCUAUGCUGACCGCAAGUCAUACGAGAACCUGAGCAGGGACUUCGACGAGGUGGAGCAGCUAGACAUGGCGCUGGCCCUGCAGGACCAGCGCAUGCUCCUGGAGUCCCUGAAGGUCACCACCACUGUGUCCAAGGACGGCAAGGGCAACAACGACAAGAUGGCCACGGCUCCUGUCGGCGAGGCCACAAAUGGGGCGAUGGAGAUGGAGGAAGAGCCCUACAGUGACUUGUACCGAGCUUCAGUAGAGACCAGCCGGAGCUUGGCGGCAGCCUUGGACAUUCUCACGCACUCCAACGGCGCCGUCGGCCUGAAUGGGGAAAUUGGCGGCGCGGGGAAGAACGUGGACAUGCGAGAGAGUGACUCGGACUCUGAGUGCGAGCUGGGGGCUGUGGGAGGUGCGGACGAGGAAGACUGCACUCUCGGUUGGCCUGAGCAGGAUGACGAUUUCGUGGAAUUGUUUUUUGAUGACAAGGAAGACGCCAUCGAAGACCCGGUGGAGGAGGAAGUGGUGGAGCCCGCAUGGGUUGAGACGCCUCCGGACUAUCUACCCGAUGUGGUGGCGGGCCCCCGAGCGGAACCAUUAGUGGCGCCCGUGCCUUUCCUAUUCUCGGACCAGGUGAGGAACAACUUUUUGCACCAGCUACCCACAGAGCUCAGGUACCGCUGUCUGGAACGUAAACUCCAGAAUGCGGAGGUUCUGCGCGGCAUCAGCAUGUUUACUUUCCACGGGUACCUGUUCCGAGCCAAGAUGGAAGACAAGGCGGUGGACACGUCGGACCUGGAGGUGGCCGACGACCCCAUGGGCCUGCACGGGAUCGACCUGAUCACGGCCGCCUUGCUUUUUUGCCUAGGCGACUCGCCGGGCGGUCGCGGCAUCUCCGACAGCCGCUUUGUGGAUGGCUACCACAUCGACUUCGGCACACAGACCUUCUCCUUCCCUUCCGCCAUCCUGGCCACUGACACCAUGGUAGGCGAUAUCGCCUCGGCAUCGGCGUGCGACCACGCCAGCCCGCAGCUGUCCAACCCCAGUCCCUUCCACACUCUGCGCCUGGACUUGGUUCUGGAGUGUGUGGCGCGCUACCAAACCAAGCAGCGCUCCAUGUUCACCUUCGUGUGCGGCCAGCUGUUCCGACGCGACGAGUUCUCCUCGCACUUCAAGAAUGUGCACGGCGACAUCCACGCCGGGCUCAACGGCUGGAUGGAGCAACGCUGCCCGCUGGCGUACUACGGCUGUACCUACUCGCAGAGACGCUUCUGCCCAUCCGUACAGGGUUUCCGCGUCGUCCACGAUCGCCACCUUGGCUCCUUUGGCGUGCAGCCGGGCCUCCCCCUGAAAAGCGGGGACAAGCCACAGAGGAGCGCCCGCCCACGUUCGGGUUCCAAGUGCGACCAGCUCAGCGGUCUGCCCUUCGAGGUGCUGCAGCACGUAGCCGGGUUCCUGGACAGCUUCAGUCUAUGUCAGCUGUCCAGGACGUCACGCACAAUGAGGGACGUGUGCGCCAGCCUCCUCCAGAUGCGCGGGAUGGUUGUCCUGCUGUGGAAGAAGAAGAGGCGGGAGGACGGCUCGUUAUCGUGGCAGAUUACGGACAAGGUGUGGCGCUUCAGCACCGCCUUCGGCACAGUGAACGAAUGGAAGUUCGCCAACAUCACCAGCAUGGCCGAUCACCUGAAGACGUGCAAGUUCAACACAGUGGCGCGGCGAGAGGAGGCUAUUCCACUGCCUUGCAUGUGCUUCACCCGAGAGCUGACGAAGGAGGGACGCUGUUUACGCUCUGUGCUCAAGCCGGUAGCCUAACUCCUCAGACAAGUUCUCCUCCUCAGUGGAAAAGCACUUUGAGAAUUUGUGAAGUAUCCUUCUUGUCCAGCUUAACCUUUCCACUGCCAUCAGACUCCAAGCGCUGUAGCACUUCUGAUUUUAGAUGAACCCAGAUUUUGAGUACGCGGGUGAAAAUUACCACAAUUUUGAAGUCGUGAAGGUUUAGACAUUUUACACUCUUAGACUACAUAUAAGAGUAUUAAUAAAUGAGUACAGAACUAAGUGUUGUGAUCGAGAGAAAGUACGAUGGAGAUCUUGAAGUCAGUUGCUGUUUACUGAACAAUGUUAAAAGGUAAAAUCUCAACUUUUUAUUCUUGGUAAAAGAAGAGAUUUCUUUCCUUUGGUAGUUUCAGUUUUAGCCUAAUUGUACAAUACAAUUCGCCGGGUCUUGAAAAUCUGUUAAAAGCUCUGACGUCUGGCAGUUAAUGAGUUAAGGCAAGGUUGUACAGUAUGUACACACCUUCACCAGUAAGAAUUAGGCACAUGAGGAAAACAAUUGUCUUACUAGUAAUGUUUUUCCCAAAACGUGCUACUUUUGCUUCCAAGUACAUAACACCUUACCAAUUAACUUCUUGCACUAUUAACAUCCCAGCAGAAAAGACAGUCUUCCGCGCCACGGCAAAGGAACUUGAGGAAAACAUAUUUUAUAUCCCCACUUGUGUUAAAUAAACUCAUUAGGCAUGUGCCGGUAUGAUAUUCUGACGCUAUGAUAACCUUAAGCCAAAAUAUCACGGUAUUGCAAUUACAACUCUAAAAUGCAUUACUUUGCGAUACUUGGGUUUAAAUACCAUAUUGGCCCGAAUAUAAGACAGUGUUUUUUGCAUUGAAAUAAGACUGAAAAAGUGGGAGUAGUCUUAUAUUUGGGGUCUAGACGUUAUACCCAUUCACAACGCUAGAUGGCGCCUGAUAUCAUUGAAGCGUAUGCUGAACUUGGGGAGUAAUGUUCUGUCGUGACAGAUCUCACCUACUCUGAAGUUUAACCAGUUUGCAUUAUUUUAUUGCAAUGUUUUUCCUGAUUCAGAUUUGUUUCAAGACUACAGUUACAGUUAGACCCCACUUUGAUGGUUAAUCCAGUUAUUGCAAUUUUGUUGUUUUAUCACAAUAGAUUGGUUUAUUUACAUUUCAAAAACCAGAAGCCAUUCAUUUACGAAUGUGAUUGCACUUUAGUUUACAUAUUUAAAUGUUCAGAUAUUAAGAUUUGAAUGAGGAAAAAUAACAUGCUUUUUCUCUCACAUAUAUUGUUAUAAUCAUUUGUUUCAGGUGUACUGUAAUUAUUUUCUGUAUAAAAAUUGGUGUUCAAAAAGUCGCUUUUCAAACUUGAGUCUUGAAAAAGAGGGGGUCGUCUUAUAAUCAGAGCCGUCUUAUAUUCGGGCCAGUACGGUAAAACUUUUUUCCAUUGAACAGGAUUUUUUUUCAAAACAUCAGCACAUUGGAACAUACGUAUUAAGUUAAAAAACAUUUAAAAAGUAUUUAUAAUAUAAAUAAAAUUUAAAUAAAUGCAGUCCAUUAGGGGAGCCUAAACUCACAGCCACAGCUCUACAUUUAUUACCAUCAGAACCAAAAUAAUUGAAUUAUCUCCAUAAAAAGCACGUGUGUAAAACUCGUAUCAUGUCUACAUUAUAUACACAAUCUCUUUCCCAACACAGACAGUUGCUAGAGAUAGAAAAACACGUUUUACCACCGAUAGACACACUAAACAUCCUGGAGUUAACUUUCGUAGCUGGUGGGAAAUGUUCAUGAGUGUUUACUAACCUUUAAUUUUGUUUAAAUGCGAAAUCAUAUUGGAGGUAUUGCCUCCCCGGCAGCCGGCCUUCGCAAACAUGUAUUACAUGUAGGUUAGCCCUCCUCCUCUGUGCCGCAGGCGCCUGUAACUUUUCCGUAGCCAAAGUAUUCCCAUACCAGCGAUUUCGUUUUCUUCAAUGGGGAAAAAAGUUUCCCCACCUCCAGCCAUCGUGUAGCACAGUUGACUCACUGGCACUGAGAAACAAACGCUGGGGGGAAGGGGGGGGUUGAGCCUUACAGCUGCAAAUGAGGGAUUUUUCUGUGCAUUUUUGGGACAUAAAAAAUAGCUAAUACCUUAGGGGCGGCAUGACAGAAUUUUUUUGCGGUUUUGAAACCUUGACGUUUUCAUACCACGGUAUACCUUGAAACUGGUAAUCGGCACAUGUCUAAAACUCAUAAUACAACAUCAGACUUGGCUUGUUUUUCAAUUAUGUAUCCGGAAAAGGAAGGUGAUAUCUAUCCACCACCACCUUUUUUUUUUUUUUUUUUUUUUUUUUUUUGUUAACACAUAAAAAAUGUAAAUUGGGUCGUGUUCUUUUUUUCCCCCAAAUUAUUUUAAAAUAAAGUGUUCUAAAGAUAAAAGGACUGACAUCACAACGUGACCAAUUUCAAAUGCUAUCGUUCGCAGAAGUGAUUUUUAUUUGCAAAAGCGAUUACAAUCAAAUUUUUAAAAAAAAAAGAAAAGAAAAUGAGAGGAGCACUAUGAGAGAGCAGGCCUCCCUCAUGCCCCAAAAUAUCACUAUUUCUCAUCAUAGUAUGACCUAACCUGCAAAUUUCAGUUAAAUAGUGAAGGAAUCUGACCUUUUAGGCAAUCGCCGGAAUCAAGCCAGCCGAACCGCCAGACCCGCUACGGUCCAGGCCGGUGGGGCCCCUGGCAAUCUGGCCAGAAGGGCAAACUCGACGGCACGUUCACUUUAGUCUUAGCCCCUUGUACUGACUCCCUUUUGAAAGGUUUAAAGAAGGCUCGCUGAAAACAAGUUGACAAUGUAUUCGACAGAGAUCAAAAACGGCAAGGCGGAACAGAAACACUCAGGUGGGGAGGCAAAGUCGCUCCAAGGUCAACAUAUCAGAAGUUCCCAAGAAAAAUGACAACGCUUAGUUAAACAUUCAGUCUUUUGAAGGCUCUCGCUGGGUGAAGGGUGUGUUUGGGUUUAUUGUCUGUUUGUGGAUUGGACGGGAGGAUUCGGGAAUUCCUGUUGUCCGGGCAAGGAGGAUGUGGAUUUUGUCACCUCAGCAUCAACGGGGCUCUUGGAGUCUUGUCAGUCGUGUUAUGAGAUGAAUAUCGGGCGUUCUCCUGUGUUCCUUGUGUUAGGACCGACCGUCCCACCAUUUGUUGUGGACUGUCCGGCAAAACUGAUUGAGAGACUUGGUGGUGCAGUCGUGGGCUUGUCAGCAUCCAUCUUGCUCAGUUAGUUGUAUGACGCACGCGCUGGGCUUCCGUGAUAAGAAGGUGUUGUUUAUCUCUUAUGCCCUAUAUUCUGCUUGUUUUCCUUAAACUAGUGCUAUUUAUUUUAUAUUGGGUGUGUUAGAGUAAUCCAAACAGUUAGAUGGUGCCUAAGAGAAAAGGCACUAUCUCCUUCAAUAGUCUGUUAUCAAGUCAUCGUGAAAUUCCCUUUCUGACCUUUGACCUCAUGACCCUAAAUUUUAAUCACUUCUGUUUCACAUUACAAAUAUAUCCUGCAAAUUUGAUAAGAAUGAAUAAAGGGGCUAUCUUGAGCAAAAAUAUACAUACAAAACCAAAUAUAUAACUGCCUUACGUACGUUUCGCCUACUGAUGCAGGUAACUAUAUAGGUCAAAAUGCACUGGUUUGAGUCUAUCUGUGGAAUGAAACACAAAUAUUGCCUUUAAAGCCCAUUUAAAUGUGUAGAAGUAGGUCAAAAGUGGCACACGUAUUAUUGUUAAGAUGCAGUUGUUUGAACUGAGGGCAAAAUGUGUGCUAGAAAUUACAAGGGUAAGCUGGGUAGAAAGGAUACGGAACAAAUGCUCAAAGGGUAUUCCAUAUUUAAGUGUUUACAGAAAAAUGUCCUGAACUCUUUCCCUAAAAAACGAGCACAUCCACAACCACGCCACUGUUGUGUAAAUAAUCUCACGCUCUGAUUUUUAUUUUUAUAGCAGACAAAAGUCAGUACUGUGCGUACGCCAUCGGUGUAACCGUCGCGGCUUUAUUUCUUCGGGGCAACACCGACCAAACAUCCGCGUUAGCAGAAUAUUCGACGCGGUCAAAAGCAUCUGCGACGUUACCUCCCGGCUUAUUGUGCUGGCACGCUAAGCAGAGGCUAGUAGCCACCAGCUGCUGACCUGAAUCUGAAAAUGUAGCAGGUAAAUAAAAAGCAAUUUUGAAUGUAAACCAUCGGAGUGUUUUGAAAUGGCGAGCGUAAGAAGAAGAAAAUGAAGAAGCACCCGCAGGCACGGGAUGUCGAAUAAUAAUAAACCUCGCCGUAGAUUUGUAGCAUAAGAAAAUGGCGGACUCACAACGUGUCACACGUCUUUAACCCCUUGACGCCGGGUUUUUGUUUAUUUUUAAUGAAGAUUUAAGUAGAUGCCAAGUCAUGUUUAAAUAGUUAAUUAAAAUGUAUGAUAAAAAAAAACAAUAAUACAAUUUAAAAAUACAAUUUUAUGUAUAAUUCAAAUUGACGACAACCACUGUGUAUGUAAAAAAAAAACUGCUCCUAUCUGAUGUGUGCAUUAUGUGGUACAAUAGGCAUCAAGGGGUUAAAGUUGGAAAGAAAUAAUGAAAAAGUGAGAUUGAUCAUAUUUUAGGUAAAAUUUUAAAAAAUAGGUUUUUGGGGAUUCAGAACGAUGCUUAAAAGUAUUUUAGUCCCAAUUUUUUAAAUUGUAUUUUUAGCCAAAUGAAUUUCUGAAAAACUAUGGGUCGACAGAAGGAUUUGGCACCUGCCAAUUGAAUUAGGAAUGAUUUGUUAAACAGUGGUUUAAAACAACAUUAAUCUCACUUUACGUCUUACACGACCUUUAUAAGAAAAGCUAACCAACGGCCAAGGCGAUUGUGCUCAUUUGCUCUUAAAGUUACAACGAGGCCUCAGUGUUAUUAAAUAUAACGUAGCAGUGUGUUGCAGUGUUGACAUGAACAGAUUUACUGUACGUUUUUAAUAUUUACUUCUCGGAUCUAGAUUUUGGAGUGACUUUUUUUUUUUUUUUUUUAAGACGUUUUAUAUGUCAAAGUAUCAGAAUGGAGCGAUUUGUUUCAUGUUUUUUUUUUUUUUUAACUCUUCCUAGUACU
Molecule: messenger RNA, 12871 nt
Organism: Corythoichthys intestinalis (scribbled pipefish)
Lineage: Eukaryota; Metazoa; Chordata; Actinopteri; Syngnathiformes; Syngnathidae
Gene: fbxo30a
Product: F-box protein 30a
Exons: 3
Coding region: 5724-7829 (701 amino acids)
Molecular function (GO): protein binding; zinc ion binding; ubiquitin protein ligase activity
Source: RefSeq, a predicted model, not a curated record